AUGGCCGAAAUUCGAAGAUCAAGUAGAGCGCACGUCCCAUCGGCCCGAUGGCUCUCCCAACACCCCGAAUGGAGUAGUUACCCGUCACCUCUACCAACACCCCCAGUCGAUCCCCAGGCCCCUAAGCGUCUCCGGCCACUAGAAGAAGUGUUAGCGGAGGACUCGCAGUUACCCCAGGACCUCGAGAUUCAACCCAGCCAGGAUACUCAAUCGUCGAUCCUCAUACAAUUGACGCAGGGCGAUGCCUUAGGGAGCUCGAGGGAGCAGGAUUAUCAUGAGAUGGCAUCUCCUGUCGACAACACUAUGGGCGUAACAGUUCCUAGGGAGACAGUCGCUGCUACAGAGAUGUCAACACUGACUUCUCGAGACUCCACUGCCCCUACUACUCUCGACGUCAUCUCUCUGAGACCUGCUACAAUACCUGCUACCGCGCCCAAUUUCAAGGGGAUCGAGAUGAACGACCCCCGGUUGAACUACUUAACGAAGCCGAUAGCUACUGCUACUGAGCGAUUGACUGGCUGGAUCUGGCGGUAUGGGGUCCCUUUGGAGUCUCGAGAUCGAGAAGUAGUAUCACGAUACUGGCUCUGUACGAGGUGCUACAGAGAUUAUCUUGGCGUCAAGUUGUACAAAGUAAUCCGGGGACCUGCCGCCGUAGGUUAUGCUCGCGGAGCGUGGCGCUGA
Molecule: messenger RNA, 681 nt
Organism: Mytilinidion resinicola
Lineage: Eukaryota; Fungi; Ascomycota; Dothideomycetes; Mytilinidiales; Mytilinidiaceae
Exons: 2
Coding region: 1-681 (226 amino acids)
Source: RefSeq, a predicted model, not a curated record